Cucurbita moschata (crookneck pumpkin) is the source of this 1098-nucleotide messenger RNA. RefSeq names its product DNA-directed RNA polymerases IV and V subunit 4-like. The coding region runs from base 127 to 792 and encodes 221 amino acids. Gene Ontology annotation, biological process: DNA-templated transcription initiation. NCBI's taxonomy places the organism in Eukaryota, Viridiplantae, Streptophyta, Magnoliopsida, Cucurbitales, Cucurbitaceae. Gene Ontology annotation, cellular component: RNA polymerase complex. The transcript is spliced from 10 exons. Gene Ontology annotation, molecular function: nucleotide binding. The record is from RefSeq and is a predicted model, not a curated record.
AUUGGGUUGAAUCCUCGAGAACUGAAAGCUGAGGACUCGUCCCGUGGCGCCAGACGAAAGGGAAGAUCCUCUCAUUUUCCGAUCAAACAACAGUAGGUUUUGCUUUGGGGUCAACAAUUUUCAAUAAUGUCGGAGAAAGGCGAAAAGGGUUUUCCAGUGCAGAAGAAACCUGGAAAGUCUUCGCUCAAAUCUUCGGCUUCCAAGGAUGCUUCUCUAAAAGGAAAGGAUGACAGUUUGUCGAAGUCAAAGAAGGGUAGGAAAGUCCAGUUCGAUGCUCAAGGGUCAGUUGAUGCGCAGAUCAAUCUUUCAUUGAAAUUCAGUGGAAAAAAUGGUGACUUGGGUAAAGGAGGGAAAGGUAUAAAUGGUGGGAAGGCUUCUGUUUCAAAGGAACAACAACCGCUAGAACUGAAGAUUGAGCAAGAACUUCCCAAGAAUGUUAAAUGCCAAUGCCUUAUGGACUGUGAGGCUGCACAACUUUUACAGGGAAUCCAAGAUCAGAUGGCUCUUCUAUCAGCAGAUCCAACCAUCAAAAUCCCUACGUCAUUUGAUCGGGGACUGCAAUAUGCUAAACGAGCCAACCACUAUGUAAAUACCGAGUUGGUUAGACCAGUUCUUGAAACCCUCAAGAAAUAUGGUGUAGCGGACAGUGAGAUAUGUGUGAUUGCUAAUGUCUGCCCAGACACUACUGAUGAAGUUUUUUCUCUUGUUCCAUCUUUGAAGAGCAAAAGAAGCAAGCUAACCGAACCUCUGAACAACGUCUUGAUUGAGCUAGCCAAGCUAAAAUCAUCCUGAAGUGAAGUCACAAGGUUGGUUGCUUACCGUUGCUGGUGCUCAGGUCCGGUUGCCUUCAUCCUACGAAGAUUGCUUUAUAUGGCGCUUAGAAAGUUAAGACCUUUUUUUCUCUUUCAAUGCAAUUCAAUAGAGAUAUAACUGUAUUUGCUUACUGGAAUUGUUGAUAUAUAGUGUAGAAAUAGGGGCUACUCUGCUGAGAGAAUGCCUCUCCCAGGUGAUGAAGAUCAGAUAGAAAAACCAUCAUCGAUGAUCUAAUGUAAAGGGAGUCAUUUCUACUGGAUGCUACACAUGUUUUGACUAUUUUAA